GGGUUACAGUGGGUGAUGCUUCUGAUUAGAAGAUUAGCUAAUGAUACAGAUGAUUACAGUAAUAGAAUUGGAUUGCUGAUGAUUAGCAGCUCAAAAAUAGGAGGACAAGAAAGAGACCGGACGCUGACAGCAGCCAAAGGCAGUGGCCCCACCUGUCGGCGACAGCCCAAUAACAACGCCCUGCCCUCCUCCUCGUCCACCGCGGCGUGCGCGGACCGUACCCUCCGGCGCACCGCUCCUCCCUCUCCAACCCAAAUCCCCCUCCCCCACCCCCAUUCCCACCGAUCGAACCCCGAAUCGCCGAUUCCCGGACCGGCGGCGAUGAGCGUGGUCGGCUUCGACGUCGGCAACGACACCCUGGUGGCGGCGGCGGCGCGGCAGCGCGGCAUCGACGUGCUCCUCAACGCCGAGUCCAAGCGCGAGUCCCCCGCCGCCGUCGCCUUCUCCCACAACGCGCGCCUCCUCGGCGUACACGCCGCGGGCGCCUCCUCCUCCCACGCCCCCUUCUCCAGCGUCAAGCGCCUCCUCCUCGCCGCCGCCCGCCCCGCGCAGCUCCUCCGCGACCUUCCGCGCCUCCCCUUCCCCGUCUCCACCGGCGAUGGCGGCGCGGCGCUCGUCCACGCAGACCACAUCGGCCGCCGCAUCGCGCUCUCCCCCACCCACCUCCUCGCCAUGCUGCUCGCGUACCUCAAGCAGCUCGCCGAGGCAGACCUCGACACGCCCGUCGCCGACUGCGUGAUCUCCGUGCCCUGCUACUUCACGCAGGCGCAGCGCCGCGCCUACCUCGACGCCGCCGCCGUCGCGGGGCUCAGACCGCUCCGCCUCAUGCACGACCUCGCCGCCGCCGCGCUUGGGUACGGCCUUUACCGCUCCGACCUCGGCGUCGCUAGGGGCCCCACCUGCGUCGCGUUCGUGGACAUCGGGCACUGCGACACGCAGGUCGCGGUAGUCGCCUUCGACGCGUCGGGGAUGAAGGUGCUGUCGCACGGGUUCGAUGCGGACCUGGGGGGCAGGGACUUUGACGAGGUACUGUUCGAGCAUUUCGCCGAGGAGUUCAGGGAGAGGUAUAAGAUCGAUGCCGUGGGGAAUGUGAAGGCGAGCAUGAGGUUGAGGGCAGCGUGCGAGAAGGCAAAGAAGGUUCUGAGUGCGAAUGCGGAGGCGGUUGUCAACAUCGAGUGCUUGAUGGAGGAGAAGGAUGUGAGAGGGGUGAUCCGGAGGGAGGAAUUCGAGAAGCUAUGUGCUGGGCUGCUGGAGAGGGUUGUUGAGCCGUGCAAGAGAGCGGUGGCAGAUUCAGGAAUUGGAUUGGAGAGGCUGCAUUCUGUGGAACUUGUUGGGUCAGGUUCACGGGUACCCGCCAUUGCUAGAGUGCUUGCGGGAUUCUUCAGAAGGGAGCCUAGUCGCACACUCAAUGCUAGUGAGUGUGUGGCUCGGGGGUGUGCAUUGCAGUGUGCAAUGCUUAGUCCUACAUUCCGUGUUCGGGAAUAUGAGGUGCAAGAUGCGAUUCCUGCUUCGAUAGGAUUUAGCGUGAGCGCAGGCCCAAUUUCAACACUGUUAAGUAAUGCGCUGUUCCGGAGAGGCCAGCCUGUUCCGAGUGUUAAGAUCAUUACUAUCCAGAAAAACCACAGUUUUAAUUUGGAUGCAUUUUAUGUUGAUGAGAAUGAAUUGCCUCCUGAUACCACAACAAAUAUUGGUAGUUUUCAGAUUAGCCCAUUCCAAGCACAUACUGAAAAUUCCAAAGUCAAAGUAAAAAUUCGGUUGAAUCUACAUGGAAUCAUUUCAGUCGAAUCAGCUGCUUUGAUUGAUGACGAUGAAAGAAAUGCAAAUUCCGCUGACUCUAUGGAGGUCGAUUCCAGGGAUGACGCGGGUGACAAGUCAAGAAGUGAAAGGUCCAUCCAACGGCAGGAUUUGCCCAUCGAUGAGUACAUUUAUGGUGCAAUGAGCAAGCAGGAACUGCUGGAAGCUCAAGAGCAAGAGCAGCAACUGGCCUAUCAGGAUAAACUUAUGGAACAAACAAAAGACAGGAAGAAUGCAUUAGAAUCAUAUGUGUAUGAUACCCGUAAUAAGCUUUCUGAGAGGUAUCGGAGCUUUGCUACUGAUUCGGAAAGGGAAGAAAUUUCAGUUAAUCUACAACAGACUGAAGAAUGGCUUUAUGAAGAAGGUGGUGAUGAGACAGAAGCGGUUUACAGUAGUAAACUUGAGGAGCUGAAAAAGCUUGUAGAUCCUAUUGAAAAUCGUUGUAAAGACAACGAAGUCAGAGCUCAAGCCACGAGGGAGCUUUUGAAGUGCAUUGUUGACCACAGGAUGGCUGCCAAGUCAUUAUCCACACCUGAACAAGAUGCUGUUGACAAUGAGUGCACUAAAGCUGAGCAGUGGCUAAGGGAGGGGUUGCAACUUCAAGAGUCCUUGCCCAAGAAUGUCGACCCUGUACUUUGGUCUCAUGAAAUCAAGAAAAAGGGAGAAGAGCUGGAUAUAUUCUGUAGAACCAUAGCAAGGCACAAGGGCUCUCCAGCAAGGACGGAUGCUAGCAGGGGCUCAGAUCACACUACAUCAGAUAGAGAUUAGACAUUCAUGAGGUUUCUUCACUGUACGGCUGCAGUCAAGUCUUGCAUUUUGUAGCAAUAUACAAAUGAACGAGUGUUUGCUAACACCGUCAUAUAAUAGAACCCCGUACCACACUUCGCCCACCAUUGGGCGCCUGCAUCUCGUUUAUCCUAGGUGCAGUUUUCGCUUAAGAGCCCACUAAUCAUGAUUGUUAAUACCUGUGAAUUCCUUUCCUGUAACCAGAUUAAGGUUGUUGUCUGCUUCAGUUUGCAUUGAACUAGAAAAAUGGAAUACCUGUGAAUCCCUUUCCUGUAAUCAGAUUAAGGUUGUUGUCUGCUUCA
Phragmites australis (common reed) is the source of this 2882-nucleotide messenger RNA. Its product is annotated as heat shock 70 kDa protein 16-like. The transcript has 9 exons. Gene Ontology annotation, cellular component: nucleus; cytosol. Gene Ontology annotation, molecular function: ATP binding; ATP-dependent protein folding chaperone. The record is from RefSeq and is a predicted model, not a curated record. Bases 16 to 2562 code for a protein of 848 amino acids. Gene Ontology annotation, biological process: protein folding. Lineage: Eukaryota; Viridiplantae; Streptophyta; Magnoliopsida; Poales; Poaceae.